Molecule: messenger RNA, 1304 nt
Organism: Castor canadensis (American beaver)
Lineage: Eukaryota; Metazoa; Chordata; Mammalia; Rodentia; Castoridae
Gene: Ccdc28a
Product: coiled-coil domain containing 28A
Source: RefSeq, a predicted model, not a curated record
GGUGCGGGUCCGGAGAUGUGACCCGGCCUCUCGCUGAAGCUGCGGCGUUGGCUGCGGAGGCUCUGCUGUCUUUGCAGAUUGAGGAAAGGGGUCCCGACCCCCUUCUACCCCGGUGUCUCUUCUUACACUUCUACCUGAUUUCAUCGGAAUCCACUGGGAACGGGAUGAUUUUGCAUUUGUUUCUUGGCCAGGACUCUGAAAGUCUUUGAGAAGACAUGGUCUUAAGAAGCUGGCCUUGGUGCAACAAAGAACUUAAAACAAUGGAAGAGCGGAAAGUGAAGAGGAGGAGUCCUAAGUCUUUUAGUGCCCACUCUACUCAGGUUGUUAAUGCCAAAAAAAAUGCCAUUCCAGUUAGCAAAAGCACAGGGUUUUCAAAUCCUGCAUCACAGUCAACUUCCCAGCGACCAAAGUUAAAAAGAGUGGUGAAAGAAAAGAGCAAGCCUCAGGGAGGAGAAGGAAAGGGCACUCAGUCUACCCCGAUCCAGCACUCGUUUCUCACCGAUGUCUCGGACGUGCAGGAGAUGGAGCGUGGCCUCCUCAGUCUCUUGAAUGACUUCCACUCUGGAAAACUUCAAGCAUUUGGAAAUGAAUGUUCCAUAGAACAGAUGGAACAUGUUCGAGGAAUGCAGGAAAAAUUAGCUCGCUUGAAUUUGGAGCUCUACGGGGAGCUAGAGGAACUUCCUGAGGAUAAGAGGAAAACAGCCAGUGACUCUAAUCUGGACAGGCUUCUGUCUGAUUUAGAAGAACUGAAUUCCUCUAUACAGAAACUUCACUUGGCAGACACACAAGAUGUUCCAAACACUUCUACCAGCUAGAGUGAGAUGCACUCCACUCUCCUGGGACCUGCAGCGAUGCGGCAUUCUUACUUUUCCCGAUGAACCCAGUAGCAGAAUCAGUCAUCUUCCACAACAGGAUUAAAGUAACUAAUGUGCAAGUGCAAUGACCGUUCCCAUCACUGCUUUUAGUAAAUUUGCUCGCUGUAAUUCAUGGUAGGUGGAGGUCAGGGCCUGGUCGAAGACUGACUGAGCCAGGACGCGCGAUGAUUCGUGCUGCUCUGCUUUGUACUGUUGCCUUAUGGGGUUAUACUUGAAAUCCUUCGUGCUAAUGUUCUUGCUGGGGCUGGAGGAGUGAUCCUUCCUGAGUGCAGCAGCUUGUUCCCGUGAGGGCCCUAAGCUGACGGUGCACAGGUCUUCCAGGCCAGCCCAGCUUCAGUUUACCUUAGACAAUCAGUACACACGCACGUGUGUUUUCCAAUGGCCAGUGACAACGAAAUGUUAAAUAAGUAUUGUGAGCUAUUUUUAAUA